This is a messenger RNA of Ipomoea nil (Japanese morning glory), 354 nucleotides long. Its product is annotated as cysteine proteinase inhibitor 5-like. NCBI's taxonomy places the organism in Eukaryota, Viridiplantae, Streptophyta, Magnoliopsida, Solanales, Convolvulaceae. The record is from RefSeq and is a predicted model, not a curated record. Bases 1 to 354 code for a protein of 117 amino acids. Gene Ontology annotation, molecular function: cysteine-type endopeptidase inhibitor activity. The transcript has a single exon.
AUGGCAAUGAAUUCUCGCUUUGUCUCCUUAAUGCUCUUCUCCUUGGUGGUGGCCACCGCCGCACAUGGUGCCCGGAGAGAACUAUUGCCCGGCGGCUGGAGCCCCAUUAAGGACUUGAAGGAUCCUGUGGUGGUGGAGAUCGCAAACUUCGCCAUAAACACCCACAACAAAGAGGCUAAAAGCAACCUGAUAUUUAAGAGCGUGAUCGGAGGAGAGUCUCAAAUCGUCGAAGGCUUGAAUUACAAGCUUGAUAUUGAGGUGGAGGAAGGCAAUUGUUUGAAUAAGUACGAGGCUCUGGUUUGGGAUAAACCUUCGGAGAAAUUCAGACAGCUCACCUCCUUCAAAAAAUUAUGA